CUGAUUCAUUUGUCUCGGAAUCAAGAUAAAGCUGUCUUUUUAAUUGUCUGGAAGAAGCCCCGCGAACUGAUUGUCUUUUAUCUGGCGUCGUAAAUAUUUCUCUGGGUCUCAGCUGCCCAGAGCAAAAGAGAAAGAGAAAAGAAAAGAAUGUUAGAAAAAAAAGCGAAAGGUAAAAUAUUUUUGAUUCGUUAAAAAGGUCGUUUUCCUUUUCAUUUCAGAUUUUUCCAAUUCCUUUGGUUUAGUUUAUUCAUAUGUUUGUUUCUAAGAAUACAUGGUAUAUUUAAAAGAUACGUGUAAUUAAAGGAAGUAAAUGGUGUUAUAUUUUGGUGUUCAAAAUCACAGUAUUCGUAAGAAAUGACGUUCUCAUUUUAUUCCGUUCAAUAUUUUACAGGUGCUUUUUCAGUCUUGUCUUAAAAAAAAAAAAAAAAGAUAUUGAAAAUGAUUUAACUUUUUUUGCCUGGAGGCGUUGAGAAAAUAACGCUGGACAUUUUAAAACUCAUUUCCAAUUUCCCGUGAAGCAGGAAAUUUUAUAUAAGUUUUUCUUUCCUUAGUAGAUUGCAGUGACCCGAAAACCGCUGUAGGCCAGAGAGACAGAAAAAAAACAAAACAAGAAUAAGAGGAAAAGUGAAGUAGAAAAGAAAACGAAACAAAACUAAAAGUAUGUCAAAAUCAAAAUGUGUACGAGAAACCUUACUUUGAGAACGACAAAUAUUAGCCUAAUUUAAAAGGAAAAAAAAUCUUUAAAAAAAAAAAAAAUCUAUAUUUUUACCUUCCCCUAAUCGAAAUGGAGAAAGCGAAAGCAUAGCUAAACAUUACUAGUAGAGAUAUAAAAAAAAUAUAUAUAUCGAGAAAGGCUGUGUGAAGUGUAUAUAGUGUUUUAGGCCUAGUCUGUGGUAGAGAAAAACCUUCAAAAUGGCAAUGUUAUGCGAGCGACCUCCCGCUCUGCUCACGCCCCCCAAUGUUAUUAUUACGAGGAACAGACCGAGAAAAGGAGAUCCUCAAAACUCCAACAACAACAAUAACAACAACAACCACUGUAUGAAGGUCAGACUAGUGGAGAUGCACGCUGGCCUCGUCAGUGUGAGCGAUGGGAAGUCGAAGCCACAGCCAAUGAAGCUAAUUCUGACGACGGAUUCGUUAGUCCUUCAGAAAGAACAGCUCGUCAUCAGCACCAAAAACUUGGAUCAAAAUGGCCCUGACUCUAGGGUCGAGGUUCGAUAUUCCAAUCAAACCUUUGCCAAUAUUCUGUUUUGA
Penaeus chinensis is the source of this 1254-nucleotide messenger RNA. RefSeq lists its product as uncharacterized. Lineage: Eukaryota; Metazoa; Arthropoda; Malacostraca; Decapoda; Penaeidae. The record is from RefSeq and is a predicted model, not a curated record. The coding region runs from base 913 to 1254 and encodes 113 amino acids. The transcript is spliced from 3 exons.